This is a messenger RNA of Micropterus dolomieu (smallmouth bass), 3411 nucleotides long. Its product is annotated as prospero homeobox protein 2-like. Gene Ontology annotation, cellular component: nucleus. Gene Ontology annotation, molecular function: RNA polymerase II cis-regulatory region sequence-specific DNA binding; DNA-binding transcription factor activity, RNA polymerase II-specific. Gene Ontology annotation, biological process: regulation of transcription by RNA polymerase II. The coding region runs from base 66 to 1994 and encodes 642 amino acids. The transcript is spliced from 5 exons. NCBI's taxonomy places the organism in Eukaryota, Metazoa, Chordata, Actinopteri, Centrarchiformes, Centrarchidae. The record is from RefSeq and is a predicted model, not a curated record.
UAGGUUGGCGUAUUAGACCACGCCUCCUGGUUGUUGGAGGGGCUCUCAGCUGGACCAGUACAAAUAUGAGUCAUUUCUCCUCCAGCGAGAUCCAGACUGGAAGCUCCCUCGGGUCCCUUUGGAAAGGCAACAGCAUGAAUCCAAGUGUUUGGAGCAAAGGUAUGUAUUCUUCCAGCAACAUUUGCCUUGACGGCUGCCCUGCAGAGCGCCUCUCCUCUUUUCAAUCGGACCCUGUGCCGUCAAAUUCAGAUGCGUCUGGUGCUUCUGUGACCUUACACAAAGACAGUGAGAACAUAAAAAUGCUACCGGAGAGCGUUCAUUACAGCAGCUGCGAUGCUGGUUCAAUGAUCUGUUCCAGACAGCUGAAGCUCAAUCCAUCCAGAGAUACUGGAUAUUUAUCUGCCAGAAGGCACCCAUCUCCUGCAUCCAGUUCUUGUGGUCGACAUGACUGGUACUUAAACAGUGGCCGUCGAGCAAAGCGUGCCAGGGUGGAAAAUAUCAUCAAAGGCAUGACCGGCUCUCCUGGUAUGCACUGCACAGAUGUGAUGACAAAUCAGCAUGAGGAGGCAGACGGUAUGCAGGACAACGAAAGGAUUCAAGAUCUGCCUUUACACCAGGAGCACAUGGAAAGAAAUGGAUCUGGCAGUGUGAGAAAGCAGCUUGAUAUUCAGCAUCAGCACCUCAGACAGCUCAGAACAAGGUUCAACCAUGUGGAUGGAGUAACUGAAACUACAGACAGUACAAAGGAGGAGCAAUAUCCCACUUGGAACGAUUCUCCUGAAGCAUCUCCAAGGGACGCACGUACAAAUUCAUACAGUGAGUUUGAGAGCAGCUCGAGUAGAAAAGAUCACGGCUGGAAGAAGGUGAAGCUAUUCAACUUCUCCCAAUUCAAACCUGAGAGAACACAGCUGAUGGCAGAUGUUUUAAAGUAUGAACUGUCCAGAGCUGUCAACAGAAGCGUUGACACUAUUUUUAAACGUAUGCCACGCCUACAGACAUCGCCAAAUGACGAGAGGAAUGUGGAGACUGAUGUGCCUCUUCACUCAUCGGUUUGCAAAGAUAAUAACAUAAGACAGUCGUGUUGUGGGAACGCAGCGGUGCACAUCCCUGGUGUUCAAACUGAAGCUCUGUCUCUGGUUGUGCAAAAGCCUCGAUCGGAAAGAGCCGACAAGUCCGUCCUCCAGUCCGAAUCGAGAGCUCACCAUGGUCCAAAACCUCCGAUCCCCUUGAGUCACGACUCGGCUCUGCGUGAAGAUCAGCUGCCAGAGAAGAAUCACAACACUGCCCCUCAACAUGCCCUCGGAUGCUUGCCAGAUGGAUGCUCCGAAGUUGGUCAAGCAAAGUUUGAGAGGUUUGACGCACACUGGAAUUCGGUCAAAGUCAGAACAAAGGUCAACUCCAGAUGUGUCAGAAGCCCAGAGACUCACAGUGUGUCGGUGGAUCCCAUGUUUUUGCAAAGUCUGUGUCUCCCUCAUGUCAAGAUUGAGUCCGAUAGCCUGGUGAAGAACAACCUGUACAUGCUGAAUGAAGGUCUGACAACAAAUCAUCUGAAGAAAGCAAAGCUUAUAUUCUUCUACACUCGCUACCCGAGCUCACUGGUGCUGAAGAUGUGUUUCCAUGAUGUGCAGUUCACUCGCUGUAUCACCUCUCAGCUCAUCAAGUGGUUCAGUAACUUCAGGGAGUUUUACUACAUCCAGAUGGAGAAGUUUGCCCGACACGCUCUCACAGAAGGAGUGGCCGACGUGAGGGGUCUGACUGUGGGGAGAGAAUCAGAGCUGUUCAGAGCUCUCAACAUGCACUACAACAAAGCCAAUGACUUCCAGGUCCCUAACAGAUUCCUGGAGGUUGCGGAGAUUACAUUGAGAGAAUUUUAUGUUGCCAUUUCAAUGGGCAAGGAUCGCGAUCCAUCGUGGAAGAAAGCAAUCUACAAGGUGAUCUGUAAGCUGGACAGUGAGGUACCAGCUGAAUUCAAACAUCAUCGCUCUGAGAGAUGAGAACCAACCGGAGGACAACAUGUGCCACAGUGGUUUCUGUCACAAUGUGGACUUACUCGUGCCUUGAGCUGCAAACUAUUUUGUUUAACUUAGAAGACACUAUAAUGUAAAAACAUACAUACUGAUGGCUGAGAUUAUCAAAGGCAUCAUGAUGUAUCUUGACAUAUGUAUUUUGCUAUAUCCACCAUAUUAUAUAGCAAUAACAUAUGUUGUGCUUGUGAAGCACAGUGAAAAGUCUUCAAAUCACAAAGUGCAACACAGAACACAUUUUCUUGUUUUUGAGGAGCAUUUUUCUUUAAUAGACACAGAAAAACAAGGUCCACACCACAUAAGAAAAACAUUUUUAAUAUUCAGCAGAGCUCAUUAUUGCCAUUCAGUGUGAAUGUACAGGAUAUAUAAAAUGGAAGUUACAUUAAUUCUAAAAGGAGUUAAUCACUAUGUUGUUUAGUAUCUCAAUAGCCACAUAAACUGUAGUUAAAAUUGCAGCGUUUCUGUCACUCUUCCAUACUUACCAUGAAGAUCCAUCCACUUUCCAAAUAAUACACUGUGGCUGGCUGUCCACAGGCAAAUCAAACAUGCUCUUCAUCAGUGCUUCUGUGUUCGGUCAGAAUUGACGAUCCUUUCUUUGUCUUCAGUUGUUUAUAAUCCAGAUGUAAAUUUCUCAUGUGAAAAUUCUGGACCUUUUGCUUUGUAAGUGCAAAUUUAAAUAUAAAUUUAUUUUUAAAAACGUGAAUACAUUUGCGUACAAUGCCAUAUAUUAACUGCUGAGACUACACUUGGUUAAUUUAAAUACUGAUAUGCAGUGUGCACAUGUAGGCACUUAACAGUUUGUAAUGAAAUUCCUCAGAAAACUCAAUUGCAGCAUGCAGAAUUACCUUGCUCUAAACGGCCCAUGUGAAAAAGGGUCAAACUGACUGUAUAUUUAAAAAUGAUCUCACUAAGCAGUCGUAGUAGAUAUGUUUUUUUCUCAGAUACAUUUUGCAGCCAGUUCAGCUUUUUUCAAAGUUAAAUUGGCUUCUGAGACUUUUUUUGAAACACCUAUAAACAAAAAUAAAAGCACUUAAUUAGGAGCACUAAAUUGAAUUUGUUCUUUCAAACUACAUGAAUAUUAUAGUUAAUUGUGGGUUACAUGUAGUAAUAAUCAGCUGAAUGAAAAGCCACUGUGGGCUCUGACUUGUCAUUGAAGAAACCAACAUCUUGAGUCCCAGUGUUCACAGUACUCCUGACUUUACUUUCCAGUUGUUUACCAUCACAAAUUUGGAAAUUGAGAGUUCUUGAGAACGCCAUGAACCUUGCAACCAUUUUUGUGUUUAUUACAGUGCUCCAAUAUAACUGACUAUGUUAUAGUAACACAGAGUGAGGUGAUCCUUUUCAGUCCGAAAAUCAUGCACUUACAUUACACCCCAUCUUCACUUGC